CAAUAGAUUAUGGAGGGAGUUUAAAGUCUAUUAUCAUGCAAAAUUGUAGUGGUAUCAGUGAAAAGAACGUAGAUUGGUGUCGUAUCGUUCAAAGGAGAGUUACGACCAAUCGAAUGUCCAUUCUCUGGCGAACGUUGCGAUCUAACCUAAUCCCGGAUUUGAGCUUGGUCAGUCGACGCCAUCUUUAUAUUUAUAUUUACAGUCAGUUCACUCGAAGAGGAGACAGUGCACGUCGUACAAGUCAUGAGUGUGGAUAGUGCGCGUGACGUGGUGGUUGUUGCGAAUAAAAACGUUCAACAAAACCGGUCGUCGAAAUGACAGGGCCGAUCGUGUUAUGAGUUUGCGCCAUAGAUCUAGUUUUGCAGGAAUCUUCGAAGAUCGCGAUCGACGGAAGAGUCGUAUAUCGUCUCAGUGUCCAUGUAAAAUAAUUCUUUUGAACACCUCCUCCCCUCCUUCGUGUAUAUAGUUGAUAUAUGUAUGCAUAAAAUGCACAAGUUAAGGUUACCUGUCAAGGUAGAAUUACCCAGUGCUUUAACAAGCACAAGACGAUUCAUCAAAACUUAUUAUUUAUGGAUGGUAUUGGACCCCAAGGUCACAAGUCUACAUAGCGAUUACGGAAGUUUCGAUCGACCAUUGGGAGGUGGGGAGGGUCACGAGAGGGACGUGGAGGCGGCUGUUGAUGGGAGUAGCAGCGGGAUGGCACAAUCGAGUGAUAUUUAUCAAAGGCAACCUCUCUUACCUGGUGCACCAACUAAGAGCAAGGACAAGUGGUCCGGGGUGGCUUCCGGUUCGGAUUAUUACGAGGACGACGAGGAGGAGAAAAUCGACGGUCUUGGACGUCAUCCAGGAAUAACGAAUGGACCAGGAAGCGGCGUCAUUAAAAUCGACAUACCGGCGCCGCUUCGCGAGGAACCACGAUUUCCCAAAGAAAAAUGGAAAACUUUUCUCGCUUUCCUGUUCAUGGUCGUGAACUUCAUACUGACCACGGCCUCACUCGCGAUGGUUCACGAACGUGUUCCAGAUCGGAAUACUUAUGGCCCGUUACCAGACAUUGUACUGGAUAAUAUUACUGCCCAAGAUUGGACACUCAAUGUUUCGGAAGUUCUCAUUAUGAUAAUGUCCAACUCGGCAAUGGUUUUCAUUAUUUUUCAUAAACAUAGAUUUAUCGUCAUCAGACGGAUAUUCCUUUUGAUGGGUCUGCUGUAUAUGAUGAGAAGUAUCACGAUGUAUGUGACUGUUUUGCCGGUUGCAAGUAAAACAUAUUUCUGUAGUCCAAAGGCAAAUAACACAAGUCCUCUUCUGGUUACGAAAAGAGUACUACAGCUUAUCUCUGGUUUUGGUUUGUCGAUUAAUGGCAAACACACUUAUUGCGGAGAUUACAUUUACAGCGGUCAUACGGUUGUACUUGUACUUAGUUACCUGAUUAUUAAAGAGUAUUCCCCUAGAAGAUGUCAACCGAUUCAUUGGUUGGGUGGUCUUACGGUUUUUGUUGGUAUAAUUAUGGUAUUGGUAGCUCAUGGACAUUAUACGGUGGAUGUCCUUAUAGCAUAUUAUUUAACUACACGUUUAUGGUACAUAUACCAUACGUUAGCAAAUAAUCCUUAUUUGAAGCAAAACGGACCAAAUAAUUUUCUGGCCCGACUCUGGUGGUAUCCUAUAUUCAAAUAUUUUGAGAAAAACGUGGGUGGUACAGUGCCACGACAAUACAAUUGGCCUUUGCCUUGGCCUCGAAGAUUUCUUGCCAAGCAUCCUAAUCGAGACAGUUAAUAUCUGCCCAGGCUCCAAGAUAGAGACUGAUAAGUAACGAAAUCCUUCCUGACUAUAUGCUAUAUGUAUAUGUAUAUACGUGUGUGUGCAUGUGCGCGUGCGUGUAUGCGCGUAUGUGUGUAUAUAUAUACAUACGUACAUAAAUAAAUAAAUAUAUAUAUAUAUAUAUAUAUAUAUACACGCAUAAAGUUAUAUAUAUAUACAUAUACAUAUACGUUUGUACCUAAGCUUAUUCUUAUGAAAAUAAAGCUUGGGUGAAAGGGAAGUGUCCAUUAUAUGCGAAUUUUUGCGAAUUAUACCCUUUUAUUGUGGAUUUUAAAGGGUCAUCACAAAAGUUUGCAUCAAUGUUCAAUUUGUUAUACCGCGAGUGCGGGCCAAAACUGUAUCGUCGCGUAUAUAUAAAUUGCAGUUUACUCAAUCGCGUCGCAAUUCACGCUUUACCUGAUUUUCAUGAAGAAGAACUCUAGCGUAUAUCCUAUGUAAAGAAGAAUAAUAAUAGCUUAUCUAUACGAUGCUUUGCGCGAAGUUUUAGAAAGAAUUAGUACGAUUGGGAGGGAGGGGUUCACGGGGUGGGAGGGGCAAGGGAAGAUAAUAUUUCAUCGAUAAUAUAAUUGAACAGAUCUGAACGCACACACCGAUAUUUAUAUAAUAUAUAUAUAUAUAUAUGUUUUAUUUGGAGCAUAUACAUACAUACACACACACACACACACACAUACACACACACAUAAGCGAGAACGAAGCAUAGUUUAAUUAAUGUAAAAUUGAAACUCGACUUUUUGAAUUAGAACUUUUUUUUGUUUAUCUCUUCCUUUUUCUUUUUAUUUCUUUCUUUCUUUCUUUCUUUCUUUCCUUUUUUUUCUUUUUUUUUAUAAUCCUAUUCUUUGUUUCUUCUAACAAUACAAAACCUUCCUCCAAUCGAAUUAUUUUCUUAUUAUAUCUUUUGAUCACUAUACUUCCAAUAUGCAACCUGCCCUACGACUUAUUCCGGCGAAAAACGAUCCAGCAAUAAAUUUAUAUUAAAAUAUAUAUAUAUAUAUAUAUAUAUAUAUAUAUA
This is a messenger RNA of Vespa velutina, 2821 nucleotides long. Its product is annotated as phosphatidylcholine:ceramide cholinephosphotransferase 2-like. The coding region runs from base 478 to 1767 and encodes 429 amino acids. Gene Ontology annotation, biological process: ceramide biosynthetic process; sphingomyelin biosynthetic process. The record is from RefSeq and is a predicted model, not a curated record. Gene Ontology annotation, molecular function: ceramide cholinephosphotransferase activity; sphingomyelin synthase activity. The transcript has 8 exons. Lineage: Eukaryota; Metazoa; Arthropoda; Insecta; Hymenoptera; Vespidae. Gene Ontology annotation, cellular component: endoplasmic reticulum membrane; Golgi membrane.